Molecule: messenger RNA, 3939 nt
Organism: Mya arenaria
Lineage: Eukaryota; Metazoa; Mollusca; Bivalvia; Myida; Myidae
Product: choline transporter-like protein 1
Exons: 17
Coding region: 751-2691 (646 amino acids)
Biological process (GO): transmembrane transport
Cellular component (GO): membrane
Molecular function (GO): transmembrane transporter activity
Source: RefSeq, a predicted model, not a curated record
AUACAGCAGUCGGGUGCCCGCUUGAUUGCUAUCAUUAGGAGAAUGUCAUAUUGAUUGGAACCCCUGGAACCAGUGUCAAUUUCCAUAACUGACUUGUAAAAUACAAGCCUGCUUUCCAUUUCUGAUACUUUACUGCAGAUGCACCAAAUAAGUGUUCUACCAUUUCAAGGAUUUUUCCAGAGGCUAUAUUUACAUGUGGACUUAAAUCGUUACUUAAGAAGUGAGGAUCUAAAGCUGGGAUCAAUGGUUAUCUCUGUAAAACAGGAUUGAUGACAGACUGUGUGACACUGGUUGGGUGUGAUGGAUGGGGCCUGGUCACUCUCGCUUCAUGUGUGCAGACUUCAUGUCCCACAUUCAGUGACUCUCUCAUACAGAUAGUGCUGGUGUCCAGGGCAAUAGAGGUGGGUGAUGUCCAGUGGCAAACUUGGUAGUGGACAUUGUGAGCUUUAGAGUGGACAUUACCUGUUUGUGGGGGCAGUUUGGAUGACCAGGUGCUGAACAGUGUAUCGGAACAUAACUGUGUGGUAGGGACUGGUGUAAUGGUCACCACUUGAAAGUGACAUUGUUUACAACCUACAGAAGUGAUAGAUAGAGAAGUACUGUGUUGGCAGUCUGCUGGACAACAAGACAGGACUGGACAACUGAGUUUUGAAAAAGCCAAGGGGGAACCUUUUUACUGGCUGUUACCUGGAGGUCAAGGUAGCACUCAGCAGCCUAGUAGAAGUAGUCCUGAGGUAGCAUUCCACAACCAUGUGUGGCUGCUGUGGAGAUGAUAAGAGUGAGGACAAGGCGGACCUCGCCCAUCCGGUAAAGAACCGUGGGUGUACAGACAUCAUCGUCCUCCUCCUCUUCAUAGCCUUCUGGGCUGGAAUGAUAUUUAUAGCGGCAUUCGGCAUUGUGAAUGGUGACGCCUUCAGACUGGUAUUCGGCUAUGACAGUUUUGGCAACACCUGCGACAGUGAUAACUCUGACAAGAAGAUUGAAAAUGUAUCACUUUCCGGCUUCAACACAAAAGGAAGACCGUAUGUGUUUUUCAUGGAUGUAAGCAACCCGUUCAAGUCAAAGGCGAUAUGUGUAAACAAGUGUCCGGACAAUGACCAGCAGACUCUCGGGGAUGUGGAGUUGUUCUCCCAACAGACUGGUUCCGAGUUGUGCGAAUAUGAUAUCCCUGUUGGAGAGUAUCACCUGCAGACCCAGUCUGCACGGGGACCUUGUCCUCUCACCCCCCUCAAUGCCAGCUCACCGUUACUGUUCUAUUGCAUUCCAAAGGAGUUGAAGAAACUAAGUUAUCACAUGAAGAACAGUUUAAUAGGAUAUCUUAACACAAGGGACGUGUUCCAGAAAGUUCUUAGUGAUCUCAUAAACGCGUGGCAAGAGAUGAUAUUGCUGUCCCUGUUUGCAAUAGCAUUUUCGGGGAUAAUGGUGCUGCUGAUCCGGUUCCUGGCCUCAUUCAUAGUGUGGAUCAUUCUUGCCGUGGCCAUUGUCGGAUCUAUUGCGGGAACGGCAUUCCUGUGGUGGACGUAUGUGGACAUGAAGACAGAGCUGGACAAGGAAGAGGCCAUCAACCUGCCACUCCUCGAUGUUGAGAUCAACAGUGAACGAGCCUUUCUUGUCUACUCCAUCAUUGCCACAGUCCUUACUGUGAUCCUGUUGUUGAUCAUCCUGGUGAUGAGGAAGCGUAUCUCAUUGGUGGUGGCGUUGUUCCAUGAGGCUGGACGUUGCAUCUCGGCCAUGCCCUGCCUUCUCCUUCAGCCUGUGUGGACCUUCAUCUGCCUGCUGGCAUUCUUCAUGUACUGGGUCAUUGUCCUGGCUUUCCUCUCCACUUCAGAGAAGCGCAGUGUGAAUGCAGAGGGAUAUAUAGAGUACACGGAACAUGAGACUGUGUCAUACAUGUGGUGGUAUCACCUGAUUGGUCUCAUCUGGACCAGUGAGUUCAUCAUCGCCUGUCAGCAGCUUGUUGUGUGUGGGUCCGUCGCCACAUGGUACUUUGCCAGGGACAAGUCAUCACUGGGCUGCCCUAUCGGAGACGCCAUUCGGCUGCUUAUCUGCCACCACCUGGGCUCGGUCGCGUUUGGGGCUCUUGUAAUCACCCUUGUUAAACUUCCCAGGAUGAUCCUCAUGUGGCUACAUAAAAAGUUGAAGAAUUCUGAGAACAAGUGUGGAGAGUACUGUAUGAAGUGCUGUAUCUGCUGCCUCUGGUGCCUCGAGAAGUGUCUCAAAUAUCUCAACCAGAAUGCCUACACCAUUGUAGCAAUUGAAGGGAAAAAUUUCUGCCAGUCUGCAGCAAAGUCAUUUACAACCCUAGUAAACAACGCCCUGCGUGUGGCCGCUAUCAACAGUGUGGGUGACUUUGUGCUCUUCCUUGGAAAGAUCGGUGUCAUGGCAGCCACCGCUGCAGUCGGACUGCUCUGGUUCAAGAGCCGGUCAGACCUGCAUUACUAUGCCAUUCCGGUGCUUCUUGUGUGUGUCUUCUCCUAUCUCAUCGCUUCAUCUUGCCUCUCAACAUACGAGAUGGUGAUAGACGCGAUGUUGCUGUGUUUCUGCCAUGACUGCGACAUUAAUGACAACUCACCAGAGGGGCUGUAUGCUGGCGAUUCUCUAAUGGACUUUGUUGAUGGCACUUCAAAAGAACUCAAUGCAAAUAGGCUUAAGAAUAUAAGUGAAGAGGAGGCAGAACCAGCAGAAGUUUGAAAUCAGCCAAUGACGGUGUAGGUGUAUCAAAUAUUAACCAAUCAGGAUCCUUGACAGAAACACAAGGAACCAAUAGAAUUGCAGCUUUCAUAGUUGUGGAUUGUGCCUAGUUAUAAUAAGCCUUCUGGUUGACUGGAUACAGAUUAUCAAUGCAGUUUCCUGCAUAUUGAUGUCCAAAAUUCAUAGAAGUGCGGUGGGAUAUUUUUGUACCAUGAAGAUUAUUAACUUAAAAUUUCAGUGUACAAUGCUGAAAAACUGUCAUGACUGAUUCUUGUAAUGAUUGUUAAAUGCGAGAAACUUUAGCUGUCAUUUUUAAGGGUGAAUGAUUCAUGCAGAACUUAAGCAUUCAGAUUUUUCUGUUGUGCAAUAUUGAGUCAAGUGUAUCAUAACUGUCUUUGAACUAUGAAAAAGACAACAUGAUUGAAUUUCCACAUCUAGUUCAUUUCCACAACUUCAAAAAUUGAAAAUUUUUGUACACUGCUUGGUCUAUUUUCUUUUAUAUAUGUGCACUGUACUAGGUUCAAGUUAAUGGUGUAUAACAUUAUAAAAAUUAACUCUGCGUAUGGGCAUCACAACCUACAGUUAUUCAGUAUAACCUUGAAUGUAUUCUGAAAUGAUCAAACAAAAAGUACAGUAUGAAUUAUAAUUAAGUAAUAAUAAAUUCAUUUAUUUUUGUUCUUUAAAGUCUGAACAAAUUCUAAAACUUUAAUCAUGGCAAACAGUUUACAUGCAAAUGGUUUUAACUGGCUGAUUGAUUGAAAUGAAGUAAUUCAUAAAAUGAAGUGCUGUACAUGUGUUCUUUUGAUAAAACUUUCAGUUAUAAAAUGCCCUCUUGUAUCACAGCACAAAAUUAAGAUGUGUGCUGCUUCCCAUUAAAAUGAAACAAUAUAUUCCACUACCGGAAGUUUAGGUCGCAAAAGGGCUUGUCUUUGUUGUUUCAUUUUAAUUAAUGGAUUGUUUUGAACAAUACCUUUAUUUCAUGCAUCUGUUUUUUGUGCAAAUGCAUUUAUUUGGAAUCUGGUGUUUUUAAGUUUUUCUGUUGAAAUUUAUGUUAUUUUGAUUAAUUGUUGCAUAUAUUAGGUUGUACUAUUUUACAUAGUUUAAUUGCACUUUUUGUAUACAUUCUUUUGCAAGCUUGUAUUUUCAUAAUAAUAAUAAUGUAUAUUUUCAAAUUGUAUAUAAUCCAUAUCCUUAAAAUAUUGCUUAUAAAACGUAAUUUUGUUAUAAAAAUAAAUACAAUAACGUUCA